GACCGUUUAUGCCAACAACAAUCCGUUGAUCUCUGCUCGGACCUUGGAGGGUUACAUUUAACCAACACUUAUUUUCAAAUGGGCCUCGUCGCCUAGCGUUUACUCCCCCAGCCUUGCCGACUGAGUUGAAUUGGGUGCUACUGAACAUCAAGAACGUUUGGGUUCCUAAAAAGGUUUCCAUCCAGCACAGCGUACAGCGACCAACUACAGUAGAAUGGCAUCUAUUCCAGCAGGCGGUUCUCUCGUGGCCACCACUGAUUACUAUCGAAGGCGAAUCGGCUCUACAUCCAGUAGCAGCUCUUGUGGCAGUUCGGAGUACAGUGGAGAGGUCAUCCCUCACCAUCCAGGACUCCCUAAGCAGGACUCUGGCCAUUGGUGGUCCAGUUUCUUCUUUGGGAAACCGCCAGGGAUGACUCCACUGACUGAGGAGGCACAGCAGAAGGCGAGGGUCCAAGGUGCAGUGACCAAUGGUCAGAUCACCUGCGUUGCCAGGGAGAUGGUGAUGCAACGGCAGGUGAGUGAGCGCAGCGACGCAGGAACCUCCUCCUGAUCCUGCAGCUCACUCUGAUCCACGAUGGGGGGGGGGGGGGAAAUCGGACCAAUGACCAACGCUAGGUGACGGAAGGAUGUUCCACAACAUUAUUAGUUAUUUUCUGUUAUUAUAAUUCAUUGUAGACAUAGGCUGCUUCUGUUUCUGUAACCGUGUGAUUUUUGUAUUGAUAACCAAGGAAAAAGCUGAAUUGAAAAGAAUAAAAAAACUAAAAAAACAAGACGAUGAUAACUGAUAAGCUCCUUUUGUGUUUUUUUUACAUUUGUACUGUGUUUGUAAUACUGUGUUGCAUAUACACACUGUGUGGUGCAUACACAUCACUUGCCUUUGUUAAACAUUUUACACUUUUGUCACCCUGUGAUUGCAAAUGCAAUAAAGUAUACUCUUGCAGCCUAA
Messenger RNA from Notothenia coriiceps (black rockcod), 946 nucleotides. RefSeq names its product pancreatic progenitor cell differentiation and proliferation factor b (gene ppdpfb). NCBI's taxonomy places the organism in Eukaryota, Metazoa, Chordata, Actinopteri, Perciformes, Nototheniidae. Gene Ontology annotation, biological process: multicellular organism development; cell differentiation. The record is from RefSeq and is a predicted model, not a curated record. The transcript has 5 exons. The coding region runs from base 215 to 550 and encodes 111 amino acids.